Messenger RNA from Mauremys reevesii (Reeves's turtle), 3761 nucleotides. RefSeq names its product transmembrane protein 135 (gene TMEM135). The record is from RefSeq and is a predicted model, not a curated record. NCBI's taxonomy places the organism in Eukaryota, Metazoa, Chordata, Testudines, Geoemydidae. The transcript is spliced from 16 exons. Bases 218 to 1630 code for a protein of 470 amino acids.
GGCCGCCAGCCUCGGGCAACACAAGGGCUGAGAGUCGCGUUCUGCUCAUCCCGCCCGGGCGCGGGACGCGCUGAUUGGCUGCAGCGCUCACGCGAGCCGCGCUGGGGGCGGGUUUGGCCGCGAGUAACCCCAGACGCGCCAGCUGCCCGCGCGACCUUUCUCUUGCGUUAGUGGUGCCGCGGCGCCCCCUCCCCGGCGGUCGCAGGAGAGCGGCAAGAUGGCGGCGCUGAGCAAGUCCAUCCCCCACAACUGCUAUGAGAUCGGGCACACCUGGCACCCGCACUGCGGCCAGGCCUUCGUGCACAUCACCCACGGGGCGCUGGCCGAGUCCCUGCGCAUCUACGGCACCCUCUACCUGAUUGCAGCAGUUCUCAGGAAACGAAAGCUUGACUAUUAUCUGCACAAACUGCUACCUGAGAUUUUGCAGUCAACUUCCUUUCUGACUGCGAAUGGGAGCUUGUAUAUUGCUUUUUUUUGCAUUUUAAGGAGGAUACUUGGAAAAUUCUACUUUUGGACUCCGGGCUUCGGAGCUGCUUUACCAGCUUCCUACGUGGCCAUUCUCAUUGAAAGGAAAAGCAGGAGAGGUCUGCUUACAAUCUACAUGGCUAAUUUGGCCACGGAAACCCUUUUUCGAAUGGGGGUAGCAAGAGGAGCAAUUACACCUUUAAGGCAUGGAGAAGCUUUGGAUCAGGCCCAUUCAACAUGGAAAAUGAAGGUCCUUUUGUUCUGCAUCACAGCUGCUCUGUUCAUGUUCUUUUUCAGGUGCAAAGAUGGCUUGAAAGGAUUUACAUUCUCUGCACUUAAGUUCAUUGUAGGUAAAGAAGAAAUUCCCACACAUUCAUUUUCACCAGAAGUAGCAUUUUCAAAAAUAGACAGAAAGAUAAAGCACCGGGAAGAAGUAUCGCGGCGAAUGAACAUAAUUGCUCUAACAAAGAAACUUGUGGACAAAGUAUGCAAACAUGGUCCAAGACAUAGAUGCUGUAAACAUUAUGAAGACAAUUGCAUCUCAUAUUGCAUUAAAGGCUUCAUUAGAAUGUUUAGUGUUGGUUACCUGAUCCAGUGUUGCCUUCGAAUUCCAUCAGCGUUCAGGCAUCUGUUUACAAAACCUUCCCGGCUGCUUUCUCUAUUCUAUAACAAGGAAAACUUCCAGCUUGGCGCUUUUCUGGGAUCUUUUGUCAGUAUAUACAAAGGUACUAGUUGCUUCCUGCGCUGGGUGCGAAACCUGGAUGAUGAACUUCAUGCUCUUAUAGCGGGAUCCCUGGCAGGAGUUUCUAUGAUGUUUUACAAAAGCACUACUAUCUCCAUGUACCUGGCUUCCAAACUAGUGGAGACCAUGUACUUCAAAGGCAUUGAAGCAGGAAAGGUUCCCUAUUUUCCUCAUGCAGACAGCAUCAUCUAUGCCAUUUCCACAGCAAUCUGCUUUCAGGCGGCUGUGAUGGAAGUUCAAACCCUGAGACCUUCUUACUGGAAAUUCCUAUUACGACUGACAAAAGGCAGGUUUGCUGUCAUGAAUAGACGAGUAUUAGAUGUAUUUGGUACUGAAGCAUCUAAGAACUUCAAGAAUUUCAUACCUAAGCUUGACCCAAGAUAUACUUCUGUACCACCGGAGCUACCAAUUGAACUGUCUUGAAAAAUGAUACUUUCUCUUGUGAUUAAAUAUGAUCAUUUUGUCCUGAAGAGUUAAUUAACUUAACAGUCAAAUAGAUGGAAGAGGACUUGUGCUCCACUUAAGUAUUAUUUCAAUGAGAAAUGCUUUUUACCAAUCAGAAAUACUGAAGCUUUGUAGGAAGAUGUGGCUUAAUAAUUAAGCCCUUUCCAUAGCCAGAAAUUGUUUCUGGAUCAUUUUAGUUGAUUGACAAUAUGGUAGAUUCUUGACUGAAUUAAAUCAAUGAGUAAUAUAUCUAUAGAAAAGAGAAUUAAAAUACACCUAUGACGUAAAUAUACUUUAAAAUAACAUUUUCAAAAUUUCUUUAGCUCAUUCCAGUAGAAAAUAUCUUUGUAAAACUAAUGAUAUUUCCAAAAUUAGAAAGGAUGGUUUAGGUCCAAAGUUUUACCUUAUCUUAAAACUCUUAGUCUGGUGAGAAAUGUCCCUUGAAUUUCAAAUAUGUGUUUUUAAAAAUCCACCAGUCACUGAAAAUGUUAAAAAUAACCAAUAGCCACUUUUUAUUCAGACUAGGCUAUUUCUACCCAGAUUUUGCUAUAAAAAACAGCCAGCCCACCACCAAAAGAGUGCUGGUUAGCCCAUAAAUCAUACUCCAGAGCUGUCAUUCCAUUGAUGUAGACCAUGAACAAAGGAAAUGUAUAAAGCCAGGUGUCAGUGACUUGUUCUUCUUAAGAAACAGCAGUGUGUGGAAGUUAAUAUUUGCCAAAGGGAAAAUGACAAGACAUUGAGAGGGAGGAAUGCAAUGGUUGAGCUUUUGAGAGGGUAGUCCAAACAGUAGACAGGUUAAAAUACAAACACACACACUAAAAUCAGUUUUUCAAAAAAGACUUGACAAGUAUCAGUUUAGAUGAAAUCUACUUGAUUUAAGCAUCAAUACUAAAUUGCAAUUCCAAUGGCCUUCAAAGGGGACCAAACUCCUAAAGUUCAACCAUCAUAGCAAAACAGUUUUAUUUGACACAUUCAUUCAUGUUUCUUCAUAUUCAGUUGUUCCUGUUAAUCAAUGAAGAAUGCUUUCCCCUUGAUAUAGCAUACAGUCGUGACUAUAGACAAUUCCAUGAAGUUUAGUACGGUACUUAAUAUAUCAGCUCAAAAUCCACUUUUCUUCCUCUGCAUAUUUUUACAAAUGUCACUUCACCUUUGUAUUCUAAAGUGAAAUCUUGACAUGCUAAUUCCUUUACUACUUCUGUUGCUUAUAGGCGGUUCAGGGCAGCCAUGGCUGAAUUAUGAUAAGAGUCUCCUAGCUUUUCAGGGAAAAUAUGAGCUUUACUUGCAUUCGACUAAAAAGAGCAGAUAAUGGAAAUGCGACAGAUGCCUGUGAAUGGGAAGUAAAGAUGUAUGUAUUUUAAAAAAAAAUCUGGUUUAUUUGCUGGAAACUUUUGCCGCACAUAAUAAAAUAACUACUUAAUAGAACCUAUGUCAUAACGGUAAUGCUGUCCCAGUCUUAACACAUUUCAGCACCCUUUCAUUUAAUUUCACAAUUUUCAAUUUGUCAUGAAAAUGUACCAGCCCAUGCACAAAACCUACCUGUCCAUCCUUUACCAUAACAAUGAUGAUCAUCAGUUACUUAUGAUCCCUUGUGAAAACAACAUACAUGGCCCAAGUUGAGUGGGUGAGUAAAAUUUUGAAAGCUAGGUUUGUGUGCAAUAUCUUAUUUGCUUGUAAUGGUAAACUAAAAUUGCUCAAAAAUAAAAAAAAUUAAAAUCUACUGAACUCUGGCAGGAUUGUAGAAGAAAUGUUGGAAGGACUGUUUUUCCAUUAGCAUUUCUAAAACACACGACCUGAAGUCUGAAUGCUAGAUGUUUUAGGUAACAUUUUAGAACUGAUGUACUAGACUAUCAGGAUUUAGUAGAGUGAGUGUGCCAGUCUCAGACUUUUCAAAAUCUUUUACAAAUAGCUUAGCUUUGAUUUUCUUUGUUGGAAUGAAAAUGUUGAUAGAUCUCUGUAUUUGAGUUAAGAGUUGAGUACUGUCUCUCAAUAUCUAGAUACCAGUUCAGUCCAUGUCUUCUUGUUUCCUACAUUCAUAAUCCUUGUUUUUAAUGGCUGUCAUGUAAGGUAAAAAUAAAACAUUUUAAACCUUAAAUUAUUAUUUGUAUUGGAG